Messenger RNA from Cotesia congregata, 11205 nucleotides. Lineage: Eukaryota; Metazoa; Arthropoda; Insecta; Hymenoptera; Braconidae. The record is from the annotation of a GenBank genome assembly.
UUCUGUGAUUUAGUUGAUAAAAAUAUAGAAAAUGACACGUCGAUGAUCAUUAAGAGUUAUUAUACGCACAUAGUGACUCUGGUGACAACUAAAAAAUACAUGAAUGACAUACCAAAAAAUAUGAUACCUUCAUUUAUAAAAUCAGCGUCUACAUUAUUAGCGUACCAGAUAAUAAAAAUUUUAAUGACAAGCAUCUCGGAUCUGCUGAAUGUGCUCGAAGAUAACUCAAUCCGGCCAUCAUUAUCCAUCAUUUUAAAAUGUCAAAACAACGAUCUGAUUACAUUACCAACUAAGGAUUACUUUUUUUCUCGUUUUUAUUAUUUUAUCGAUGAGAUUGCCUCUGCUGGUUUACAAUUACAACCACUUGAAUCCUGGGUUGACAUGAAAAAUCAAGAAUUUAUCUCCGCGGUUCUUCCCGAGUGGUAUAUGCUUCAGUCCUACUCAAGACUCUCCAAAAUUUUGGAAAAUUACUGGGAACCCAUUGACAUUUACGUACAAAAUCUUCAGAGUAAAUUUAAAGUAAUCUACAGCGCGGAAGCUCAAUCAGAAAUUCGAAAUUUUAUAGAUUGUGAUUACAGUUUUCAGGAAGGAGCUUUUAAGUUAGAAGAUUUCAAAAAGUUAAUUACCGAAAUCGACGGUCUGCCAAAUAAUGAAUACUUGGAAGACAUAAGAAUUUCACAAUUCCCAGGUAAAAGUGGCCUAAAACAUUACACCGAAAUAUUUCGCGGUUAUAUUAUCCAAGAACUGCUUCAAAAGCAGCGUAAAUUCAAUCAUGAAAUCUGUUCGACUUUUGAAAAAGUCAAAAGUCAAGUUUUGAACACCCCAGAAACAACCAAAGAGUUGCUGGAACUGGGAAAGCAUAUGCUAACGUUAACGACAACGUUUAUGGAAGAAAUGGAGGAAAAGAUAAACUUUGCGGUGUCUAAAAUGCUGUCUGUAAUUGAAAUGACUACACUGGACUACGAUGACAUUGAGCUUAAUCGUGAAACGGUCAAUUGGCUCGUCAAAAUAAAGCCAAUCUUUGAGGAAGGCAAUCUCCGAUACGAGCAAAUGAAAUUUAAGUUAGAAGAAAAUCUACAGUCUCGCAAGAACAAUUUAAUAACAUCUAUUGAAGAUUUAUUUACUCAUCUAGAAAUAAUGGAUCUGAUGGAUAAUUCUGAGCGUAUUUUCGACUAUAUCGAAGAAAUGAGAAAGUUGGUACGAUCUUUAGAUCGUCUUGAUGACCAAGUAAAGUGGAUUAAUAAUGAGGAAAGUACUUUUAAUUUUCCUCAAACGUAUUUUCCUCGAAUAAAAGAGCUCAAGGACAUAAUUAUACCUUUCUAUGAAUUAAUUUAUCAGGCUCGAAAAUGGCAGCGAGACUCUGGAGUCUGGUUAGACGGACCUUUUGAAUUUUUAGACGCUUCGAUCAUUGAAAAUCGCACUGCUGAUUAUUAUGCUUGGUUUAACAAAGUCUCCAAAGAAUAUCGAACUAAAAUAAAAAUUCAGAUUGCUACUGGUUAUCCUUACAUUUUUUCAGGCUCCGUCGACGAUCCAGAUCCUCUGAACCAGCCUGCGCCGAUGAAUUUGUGCCAUCAAUUAUUGGAAAGCAUCAAAUGGUUAAAGAAAUACAUGCCAUUGGUUUGUCUGGUAAAUCCUGCGUUGAAUCAAAGACACUGGGAUGAAAUGUCGUUGAUUGCUGGUUAUGAUAUUACUCCUGACGCUGGAACGACAUUUAGAAAAUUAAUUAAUCAGGAUUUGAUGAAAGACGUAGGUAAAUAUGAAGCUAUAAGUGUUAACGCUUCAAAAGAAGCAGCGCUGGUGGAUCUGUUUAAUAAAAUAAAGCAAGAGUGGGAUAAUGUUUUGUUCACUACGAUGAUUUACAAAGAUUCUGAUGUGACUAUUCUCACCCAGUUGGACGAUGUAAUGCUGAUUUUGGAAGAACACACAGUAAAACUUCAAGGAAUGCGAGGUUCUGCUUUUGUAAAACCCAUUGAAAAUGAUGUAAAAAUUUUUUACGAGGUCCUUGUGCGUAUUAAAAAUACUAUAGACGAGUGGUCGAGACUACAAGUCCAGUGGAUUUAUUUAUUGCCUAUUUUUACAAGCCCUGACAUAAUUGCGCAGUUGCCAGAAGAAGCUUCCAUGUUUUCGGAAGUUAAUCAGACUUUUUGUGAAAUAAUGGAAUCUGUAGGAAAAGAUCCGAGGGUUAAAGAGUCGGCAGGUUCAUUGGGAAUGUUGGAAAAACUUGAAAAAGCGAAUGAACUAAUGGAAAAAAUAAAUCAAGGAGUUGUAGAGUACUUGGAGAAAAAGCGAUUGUUUUUUCCACGAUUUUUCUUUCUUAGCAACGACGACAUGUUGGAAAUCCUUUCAGAAACAAAAGACCCGUUGCGUGUUCAGCCGCAUUUGAACAAAUGUUUUGAGGGGAUCGUCAAAUUAGGAUUUAACAAAGACCGAGAAAUCUACGCGAUGACUGGUGAUGACGGGGAAGAAAUAAUGAUCCAGGAAAUAAUUUCAACUGAUGCGGCAAAGGGGUGCGUUGAAAAGUGGCUUAUAAAAGUUGAACAACAGAUGGUUACGACAAUAAAACAUCAAAUUAUGGUCAGUUAUUUUGAUUACGAAGUUACCGAACGCGUUAAAUGGGCAUUGAUCUGGCCUGGACAGGUUGUAUUGUGUGUUUCACAAAUUUAUUGGUCUUUGGCUGUUACUAAUAGCCUUUUAACACGUAAACUGAAUACACAAAACCGCACGACUCUCAAUGCAUUAAUAACAAUAGACGUUCAUGCUCAAGAUGUAGUGGAGCUAUUGAUCGACAAAAGAAUCACCAGUGAGACAGACUUUGACUGGCUGGCACAGUUACGUUAUUAUUGGCAAGACAAUGUACUUGUUAGAAUAAUAAACUCAACUGUUAAAUACGCCUAUGAAUAUUUAGGCAAUUGUUCCAGACUUGUUAUUACACCGUUAACUGAUCGAUGCUAUCGAACAUUGAUUGGAGCGUAUUCUCUCCACUUAAAUGGCGCUCCAGAAGGUCCCGCUGGUACUGGAAAAACCGAAACGACCAAAGAUUUAGCUCGAGCAAUAGCAGUCCAGUGUGUCGUCUUCAAUUGUUCAGAAGCACUUGACUACAAAAAUAUGGGAAAAUUUUUCAAAGGUUUAGCUGCUUGUGGUGCGUGGGCUUGUUUCGACGAGUUCAAUCGCAUUGAACUGGAAGUCCUCUCAGUAGUCGCUCAACAGAUUCUUUGUAUCGUUCAAGCAGUACGAGCUCACUUGGAAAUAUUUAUCUUCGAAGGAACGGAACUAUCAUUGAACCCAGCAGUUUAUGUCUGCAUAACCAUGAAUCCUGGAUAUGCAGGUAGAUCUGAGCUUCCUGACAAUCUAAAAGUCCUCUUCAGAACUGUCGCGAUGAUGGUUCCUGAUUACUCUAAAAUUGGAGAAAUAUUUCUGUAUUCAUCUGGAUUCAACGAUGCACGAGUUUUAUCACUAAAAAUAAAAACUACUUACAAACUUUGCUCCGAGCAAUUGUCAACUCAGUCUCACUAUGAUUAUGGAAUGCGAGCUGUCAAAACGGUGCUGUUAGCAGCGCAAAAUUUAAAGAUAAAAUUUCCUGAUGCCGAUGAAACUGUUUUGUUACUCCGCGCAAUAGUUGACGUUAAUUUACCUAAAUUUCUGGCUCACGAUGUUCCACUUUUUCAGGGAAUUAUUUCCGAUUUGUUUCCAGAUGUACAAUUGCCUUCUCCAAAUUAUCAAAUUUUUUUAAAAGCAAUCAAACAAGUUUUAGAGUCACGCAACCUUCAACCAGUAGACGGAUUCCUCUUGAAAAUAAUUCAAACUUACGAAAUGAUGAUCGUGAGACACGGAUUCAUGCUUGUAGGGGAUCCGUCUGGUGGAAAAACUUGUGUUCUUCAUACUUUAGCAGACUCAUUGACUCUGAUGGCCCAAUGGGGUCAUAAUGAUCUAGGCGCUAAAACAAUUUAUACUACCAUCAAUCCAAAAUCGAUAACGAUAGGUCAAUUGUACGGGCAAUUUGAUCCCGUGUCUUCAGAAUGGACCGACGGAAUUUGUGCCGUGGCAUUCCGGCAAUACAGUACGAAUUAUGAAAAUUCAUCCAGAAAAUGGAUCAUCUUUGACGGACCUGUCGAUGCAGUAUGGAUUGAGAAUCUCAACACAGUUUUAGAUGACAAUAAAAAACUCUGCUUGACUUCGGGUGAAGUUAUACAGAUGACCGGUACCAUGUCGAUGAUUUUCGAGGCUAUGGACCUGGUUCAAGCUUCACCAGCGACUGUUUCUCGAUGUGGAAUGAUUUAUAUCGAGCCUCAUGUCCUUGGCUGGCGCCCUGUUGCGGAAUCUUGGUACAAAACUCUUCCCUCUUGGUCUGACGGAUAUUUAGAAAUAAUCAGAGACAUGUUUGAGUGGUUAAUUGAUGCUUGCUUAGAAUUUAUUAGAAAGAAAUGUAAAGUUACCUUGUAUGCAGGGCAAAUCAAUCAGGUAACAAGUACUUUUAAUUUAUUUAAAAUGGUCAUGGACGAUGCAGUAGAUGAUCCAAGAAACAAAGAUUCGGAAGAAAUUAAAGACAAUAUUAAAUGUUGGGUUCAAGCAGCGACUAUUUUUUCUAUCGUUUGGGGACUUUCAGGAACUCUGGAUCGCGAUUCUCACCGCAAAUUCAAUGAUUUUUUUACAAAUAUCUGGAAAAAUCAAGACUCUAGUCUACCGAUACCUGAAAGUAUCAGUCGUGACGUUAUUUUGCUGCCUUCUGAAGAUAUUAAUGACAGUUAUUACGUUUUUCGCGGCAAAGGUCACUGGAAAUCAUUUUCAGAAGCUCUGAAAACCGAAACUCUCGUUGAAGCUUCCAGUAUCUCACAGAUGCUGGUACCAACUGUUGAUACUGUAAAAUAUCAACGUUUAUUUCAGCAAUAUAUCAAGCACAACAAAAGAUUCUUGGUUUACGGUGCUACAGGUACGGGAAAAAGUUUUUACAUUCAAGAUUUGAUGACAAAUAAAUUGAAAGAAAAUUACAUACCCAAUUUAAUAACAUUCACUGCUCGAACCAGCGCGGCAUUGGCUCAGGAACUAGUAAUUUCAAAGUUACAACGUCGAAAACGUCACUACGGUCCUGGAAAGGGUAAUUUAUGCGUGGUGUUUAUCGAUGACGUUAACAUGCCUGCCAAAGAAGUUUACGGAGCCCAACCGGCUAUCGAAUUGCUGAGACAAAUGUUCGACCAUGAUUACUGGUAUGAUUCCAAGGAACCUAACAAGAUAACUGUUUCCGAUACACUAUUUAUUUGUGCGAUGAGUCCACCUGGGGGAAUGCGCCAAAAAAUUUAUCAGCGAUUUUUGAGACACUUUAAUUUGCUCACCAUCAACGAAUUUACCGAUGAAAGCAUUCUGAGAAUAUUUUCCACAAUCGCUUUAGCGGGUUAUAAAAGAAAUGGAUUCGCUUCAGAUAUAAUUGUCACGGUAAAUCCAAUGGUGAAUGCAACUCUCGAGAUUUUUAAAUGUGCAAUCAAGGAUUUAAGACCCACACCAGGUAAAUCUCACUAUGCCUUCAAUCUAAGAGACUUUGCGCGUGUAAUUACCGGUUGCGUUAUGUUAAAAAAGGAUUCUGUCGAGUCAAAGUCUACGUUUACGCGUUUGUGGGUCCAUGAAACUCUUAGAGUUUUUGGAGAUCGUUUGGUAGAUAGCGAAGAUCACUUAUGGCUCUUUGAUAAAAUCAAACAAAUAGUUUUAAAAAUAUUUAAUGAUUCGUUUGAAAGUAUUUUCAGUCACUUGCCAAAAGAAAAUGACCAGUUGACCGAAAAGAGCCUCAAAAGUCUGAUAUUUGGGAAUUUUAUGGAUGAUUCUUUGGAUAAAAAGUACGAAGAAGUAACCUCGAUGGAGUUGUAUCAACAAAUAGUUCAGCAGUAUCUCAAAGACUACAACUUAACACAUCGUACUGCUCUGGAUAUUGUGGUAUUUCGUUACGCUUUGGAGCAUUUAGCACGUGUUAGCAGAAUUAUGGCGACACCAGGAGGUAAUUUACUGAUGGUUGGAGUCGGGGGCUCUGGCCGACAAUCACUGACUAAAUUAGCCGCGGCUAUGGCCGACUAUGACCUAUUCCAACCUGAAAUAACCAGCACUUAUGGCGUGAACGAGUGGCACGAAGAUAUUAAAAGGAUUUGUAAAACGUCUGGAGCUCAAGGAAAAGAUUUAGUUUUUCUUAUUUCAGAGAGUCAAAUCACAGAGCAAGUAUUUUUAUCCGACAUUGACGGGCUUUUGAAUUCCGGAGAAGUUCCUAAUUUGUUUAAUGCCGAGGAGAGACAAGAAAUAAUCGAAAUUUGUCGGUCGACGGCUGCCAAAGAGGAGGGGGAUAAUAAUGUAAUUUCUACAGGAUCGAUCGUUUUGGUACUGGCGUACUUUUUAAGCCGGUGUAAAGAAAAACUUCACCUUAUGCUGUGUUUCACACCAAUAGGAGAGUCAUUUAGAACUCGGCUGAGAUUAUACCCGAGUUUGUUGAAUUGUUGUACUAUCGAUUGGUUUGAAGUUUGGCCAGAAGAAGCCCUUGAGCAAGUUGCUGUUAAGUUUACUAAGGAUAUAAAUGUCGAUGAUCAAGUAAAAGUUAACGCAGUGAUAGCCUGUAAGUAUUUUCACGUCUGUGCUAAAAAUAUCGCUGAAGAGUUCUAUCAAAUAACCGGAAGGCGAACGUACAUCACUUCAACGGGGUUCUUAGAUUUGAUACGGAAUUAUGCAAGGCUAAUCAAUAUAAAACAGAAAGAAAUAACAGAAGCUCGAGCUCGUUAUGUCAAUGGUCUUGACAAACUCGCGUUCGCAGCCGAAGAAAUAAAAAGAAUGAAAAUUAAUGUUGAGACUUUGAAGCCACAGUUGGAAGCUUCUGCUCGAGAAACUGUUGAAACUAUGAAGCAAAUAGAAAACGAGAGUAAGGGAGUUGAAGAAGCGACUAUUCAAGUUAAGAAAGAUGAACAAGUUGCUAAUAACCAAGCUGAGAUUGCUGGGGCAUUGAAAAUUGAAUGUGAAGCGGAUCUUGCUUCGGCGCUUCCUGUUUUGGAAGAAGCUCUUAAAGCUCUUGAUACUCUCAAGCCCAAAGAUAUUUCAUUGGUAAAAACUAUGAAAAAUCCACCAGCUGGGAUUAAAUUAGUAAUGGCUGCUGUUUGUGUAAUGCUCAAUAUUCCGCCCGACAGAAAACCUUCACCAGACACAGGAAAAAUAGUCCUGGACUACUGGAAGCCCAGCAAAAAAUUGCUCAGCGAUAUUAAGUUUCUGGACUCUCUGAAAAAUUACGAUAAAGAUAAUAUUCCUUUGCAAAUAAUAGAAACAAUAAAACGUAUUUAUCUGACGGAUAAAAAUUUUGAGCCGCGUGUUGUAGCGAAAGCUUCACAAGCUGCUGAAGGACUUUGCAAGUGGGUUCGUGCAAUGAUUCUCUAUGAUAAAGUCGCUCGAGAAAUAGCUCCGAAAAAACAGAAGCUCCAAGAUGUCCAAAAAGAGUACUUGGAUACGAUGAUUAUCUUGGAGGAGAAGCGUAUUGCUUGUGCUGAGUUAACUGGAAAAUUAACAGUCUUGAAAGAGAAUCUGGAAAAAAUUUUAAAAAAGAAAAUAAAUCUUGAAAAUGUGUUGUCGCAAUGUCGCAAUAAAUUAAUACGAGCUGAAAAAUUAAUCAGUGGGUUGGGAGGCGAGGAACGUCGCUGGCUAAAAACUGCUGAAAAUUUAAAAAAAUCUUAUGAAACUCUGCCGGGAGAUAUUUUAAUAUCUUGCGCUAUAAUAUCUUACUUGGCGCCAUUCACAUCGGUUUAUCGAGUAAACAAUAUCGAUAAAUGGAUUCAGUACAUUAAAAAUUUAAAAAUUCCCUCUUCAGAAGAUUUUUCCUUUGUCGAAAUUCUGUCCAACGAUUUGCAAGUAAAUACGUGGAAUAUUUUGGGUUUGCCUAGGGAUAUAUUUUCAACGGAAAAUGCUAUUAUUAUGGCUAGCAGCAAACGCUGGAGUUUGUUUAUUGAUCCACAAAGCCAAGCUAAUAGAUGGAUUCGCACGAUGGAGAGAUUCAGUAAUGUUGAAAUCAUAAAAUUAACAGAUAAAAAUUAUAGCAGCAAACGCUGGAGUUUGUUUAUUGAUCCACAAAGCCAAGCUAAUAGAUGGAUUCGCACGAUGGAGAGAUUCAGUAAUGUUGAAAUCAUAAAAUUAACAGAUAAAAAUUAUAUGACUGUUGUAGAGAGGUCUAUUGAGUUCGGCUACCCGGUAUUGAUUGAAAAUAUUUAUGAACAACUUGACGCUUCGCUGGAUCCAAUACUCAUGAAAAAUAUCUACAAAGUCGCCGGAGAGUUUUAUAUAACUCUUGGCGAGAAAAUAAUCAAGUAUGAUGAUAAAUUUCGACUAUAUUUGACCACCAAAUUGCGUAAUCCUCACUACGUACCGGAGAUUUUCAAUAAAGUUACAAUUAUUAAUUUUUCUCUGACUAAAAUUGCGCUUGAGGAUCAACUUUUGGGGAUUGUCGUGGCGAAAGAACGACCAGAAUUGCAAGAAAAACGGGAGUACCUAAUAGUUGAGGGAGCAGCUAAUCAAAAAGCACUCAAACAAGUUGAAGAUAGUAUCCUGAAAACACUAUCUUCAGGUACGGGUUCGGAAAUUCUUGAAAAUGAAGAGGCCGUGGGAAUACUAGAUUCCUCUAAAAUAUUGUCCGCAGAUAUAAUUAAAAAGCAAAAAGCUUCCGAAGAAACUCAACGAGAAAUAGAAAUUGCGAGGAAUGACUAUGCGUUAAUUGCUAAAUACUCUUCAGCGCUUUACUACACAUGUACAGAUCUCCCCAAUAUCGAUCCAAUGUAUCAGUAUUCACUAACGUGGUUUAUAAAUCUUUAUGUCACUACCAUAGAGAAUGCUCAUAAAAGUAAAUUAUUGAAAAAGAGAUUAAAAUUUUUACAAGAUACUUUUACGUAUAAUCUCUACCAGAAUAUCUGCAGGUCAUUAUUUGAAAAAGAUAAACCGCUAUACGGAUUUAUUUUAUACACAACAAUAUUAAUUGACCGCCAGGAAAUAACUAUAGAGGAAUUGAAUUUAUUUUUAUCUGGAAUAAAUGUAAAGAAAACAACGAACCCGGUUGAUUGGUUACCAGACAAAUCUUGGAUAGAAUUAUGUCAGUUGAAUUCUCUAGGGGUAUUUAAAAAUUUUCUAUCACAUUUUUUGAAUAACUUGGAUGCUUGGAAAAGUUUUUAUCAUGCAGAUAUUAAUUUUCAAUUGCCAACGCCUUGGGACAAAGACCUCACGGAAUUCCAUAAAUUAAUAAUUAUGAAAAUAAUACAUCCGGAUAAAGUUUUGCAAACGAUGAUUAAAUUUAUCGAGCAAGGAAUGGGAAGUAAAUUUGUCUUGCCGGUUACUUUUGACCUUACUAAAUCAUAUAACGACUCAAACUCGUUGAAUCCUUUGAUAUUUAUUUUAUCCCAGGGUUCAGAUCCCACUGCGUCGCUAUUUAAUUUUGCAACGGCAAUGAAUUAUCAAGACAAGUUCAGUUCUGUUUCUCUGGGACAGGGUCAGGGUGCGCGAGCUGAAAAAUUAAUUAGAGACGCGCAGAAAAAUGGCGACUGGGUUUGCCUCCAGAACUGUCAUUUGGCCGGAUCAUGGAUGCCACAAUUGGAAAAAAUUUACGAGGAAUUUGACUCAACUAAUACCUCUGUUAAUUUUCGUCUAUGGUUAACAAGUUAUCCUACGCCAAAAUUUCCCAUUUCUAUUCUAGAAAACGCUAUUAAAAUGACAAACGAACCGCCCAAAGGACUCCAGCAAAAUUUAAUGCGACUGUAUUCGUCAGAGCCGCUGAAAAAUCAUCUAUUUUUUGACAGAUGUCCGGGAAAAGAUAAAAUAUUCGCCCGGUUAAUUUACGGGCUCUGUUUCUUUCAUGCCGUGAUACAAGAACGAAGAAAUUACGGUCCUCAGGGUUGGAACAUCCCUUACGGCUUCAACGAGUCAGACUUUGAAAUUUCUAUAACUCAGCUGGAAAUAUUUAUCAAUCAAUACAAUGAAUUGCCGUUGAAAGCAAUUACUUAUUUAACUGGAGAGUGUAAUUACGGUGGGCGUGUUACGGAUGAUCGUGAUCGCCGUUGUUUGCAAACGAUUCUUCAGGAUUAUUACAAUGACCAAAUAAUAUCAAAUGACCAGUACAAAUUAACUGAGAGCUCUGAUGAAUGUUACUGGGUACCUCGGAAAAAUAAUUACCAAGAGUAUGUUAAACAAAUCCAGAGAAUGCCACUGGAUCCUCAGCCGGAAGUCUUUGGUUUGCAUGCGAAUGCUAGGAUUACCCGAGACUUGGAAACAUCGAGACUUUUUUUGGAGUCUUUGCGGAAAAUCUCUGGUACAGUGUCUCUUGCGGGUGGAGUUAAUGCUACAGGGGAUUUUGGUUCUAAGCAAGAUGAAUCGCUCCUGGUAAUAAAGCAAGAUAUUUAUGAAAGACUUCCGGAUUUAUUUGACCUUGAAGCUGCAGUGAAAAAUUACCCAGUGCGUUAUGAUGAAUCUAUGAACACGGUAUUAGUUCAAGAAUUAGAACGUUACAAUAAUUUGUUAGGUGUUAUUCGUACGAGUCUUGAAAUGCUUGAGAACGCUAUCAAGGGAAUUAUUGUUAUGACCACUGACUUGGAAAUUAUUUAUGAUGAAAUACUCAGUAAUAAAAUUCCAUCAUUAUGGAUAAAGUCCAGCGCGUAUCCUUCAUUGAAAUCGCUCGGUAAUUUUGUCAGUGAUUUGAUAAAACGUUUAGAAUUUUUAAAAAAUUGGGUCGAUCACGGUAAACCCGAUAAAUUUUGGAUUUCUGGUUUUUCCUUUGUACAUGGAUUUUUGACUGGAGCUAUGCAAAAUUUUGCUCGAAAGUACAAAAUAUCAAUCGACAAAAUAGAAUUUGAUUUCGAGGUUAUGUCAGGCGAGUUAAAUUCAGCCCCAGUAGACGGUGUCUACAUCUACGGAUUAUAUUUAACCGGUGGUCGUUGGGAUUCAUCGAGAAAAGCCCUAGCUGAGAGCUAUUCGAAAAUUUUAUACGAUCCAAUGGGGAGUAUCUGGCUGAAGCCAACAGAAUCAACAGAAAUAAUAAAUAUAAAUCGGCAUAAUCCGAUUCGAUAUGAAUGCCCACUGUACAUAACAUCCGAGCGAUUUGGAACACUUAAAACAACGGGGCAUUCAACAAAUUACGUCUUGAUGAUUCUGCUUGACACGGAAUUACCAGUUAGUCAUUGGAUUAAGCGAGGUCUUGCUCUCUUAUGUCAGCUGAAUGAUUAG